AUGAAGGGCGCCAUGGCCAUGGAGAUCAUCCCCAAGAGCCGCUACCCGGGCGACCCCCAGGGCCAGGCCUUUGCCUCAGGCGUGCAGAGCGGCUGGGUGGUGGCCUCCAUCAACGGCCAGAACGUGCUGAGCGAGGACUUCGGCAAGAUCAUGGACUUGCUGGACGAUGAGGUGGCGGACCCGCGAUUCUCCAAGUCCACCGCCCUGGCAUUGGAGAAGCAGGGCGGACGCAUGGCGGAACCUGCGGCGGCACCUCUGCAGGUGACCUUCGCUUCCAUCCCAGGCUAUGUUUACAAGGGCGCUGAGCUCAAGGAGGACGGCCAGGACGGCUUUGCCCGCUGA
This is a messenger RNA of Effrenium voratum, 342 nucleotides long. NCBI's taxonomy places the organism in Eukaryota, Dinophyceae, Suessiales, Symbiodiniaceae. The record is from the annotation of a GenBank genome assembly.